UAAAAAAGACCGUUGGCAUUUGAAAGGAGUACAGUAAGCCUAAGUAUAGGCUUUUUGGCAUAGUCAGGGUUAAUUCUUCGAUCAGAUAUUCUAUAAAUAUUCAUCGUGUACAAAACAUUUGAAUUUUUUUUAAAGUACAGUCCUUUAUAAUUUUGCAGCGAUAAAACAAGACUCACGAUGCUCAAGUUUGGGGCAAUAUUUGUCGGAUUUGUAGCAGUUCUAACUGGAGAGACACAUGCCUGUGGACGUCAGAAUGCUAAUGGUAGUCAAAACGGUACACAUGCCAGUACUGUAUGCAGACAAGGCUGGAUAAGUAAAGGUUCCGGAAAACUAAAGUACUGUUACUACAUUUCUGCAUCUGGCGAUGUCAAAUCACAAGCGAAAGCCACGGCAGCAUGCACACAAAAGAACGGGAUCUUGUUUUUCCCCUCUGAUUCUUAUGAAUCUAGAGAGUUUAACAGAUAUGUUAAAAGCAAUCAGAUAUCUACUCCUUUUUACUGGACAUCUGGACAUAAAGACAACUACCAAUGGACUUGGGGUGUUGACCCGUUUAAGUACCCAUUUCAGGCCCCUAAUUGGGCCGAAGGACAACCUGACGGUGCUCUUAAAGGAGAAUGCAUAGCAGUCCAAACACAAGGUGCAAUGAUGGAUGACCAGCCAUGUGGAAAUAAAUACAACUAUAUCUGUAAAUCACGAACAUAGGCUUAGGGAUUCAAACAAUGUUAUAAGAAUACAAUGUAUUUUUGAUUAUCUACAAGUCACAAACAUACAUGUUUGUAGGCCUAAGGAUUUAAACGAUGUUAUUACAAUGUAUAGAGUAUAAUGGACAUUCGAUUGAAAAUAAUACAUAUUAUUGUAGUGUUAUUUCUAUAUAUUUUCAAGCAGAUGUGGCCAAACAAAAAAUGUAUGUGUUAAGGUAGAUUCAUGGUAUACCGCCAUCUUGGACUGUACAAUCGCAGUUAUCAAUCGGUUUUUGUAUUUUCCCAAAUCUGCAAAUUAUGAUGCAUUUUUUGAAUUUUAUUAGAAAGACUGUCUAUUUAUA
This is a messenger RNA of Mytilus trossulus (common blue mussel), 1042 nucleotides long. RefSeq names its product lithostathine-2-like. Bases 178 to 702 code for a protein of 174 amino acids. The record is from RefSeq and is a predicted model, not a curated record. Lineage: Eukaryota; Metazoa; Mollusca; Bivalvia; Mytilida; Mytilidae. The transcript has 5 exons.